UCUUUGGCAGAAGACAUGAAAUUUUGGGUGAAGCUCAGACCCUUCUUGAAGGGUCAGCUCGUUGAUAAAAACCUUUCAUUUCUUGACAGUUACGUCAAGCAUUCCCUGGAAAGGGGAGCUCAGCCCUAUAUUCCUGAGAAUGAGCGUUCUGGAACAUUAAAUACGAGCAAUAUCUGGGCCCAUGAUCAUCAUGAAACCUCAUCUCAUGGUCUUCGAUUUGAAGCAUACGAGCUCCCAAAGAUCUCAGUCCCAUUAAGGAAUCCUUCGGUUUCACUUGCAUCCUCAACUGAACUUGUUCCAGCAGCUGAACCCUUAUAUUAUGUGGAGACACAGCUGGCGACAACCAAGACAUCUGUGUCAGAUGCAGGAUCAUCGGAAGUUAAGCUUCGGUUGGACGGGGUGCAAAAGAAGUGGGGUAGGUCAGCAUACUCAACUCCUGCACCAUCUACAUUGGAGUCUCCUAUUCAGAAGACGGCGAAUGGCAUAACACAAACCAAUGGGGCUGGCACGGUGAGUUCAAAAACACAUGAUACGUAUGAUUCAAGGAAAUCAUCAGUUGAAAUUAAUCCAGAAAAGCAGAAGCUUGCUGCUUCACUUUUUGGGGGUCCAUUGAAAGGUGACAAGAGAUCGACUUCUACUGGCCAUAAAGUGCCCAAGACAAGCACUUAUUCUGCAGAGAAAGCUAAUGUAUCGAAGGGAGCAGUUGUUUCUGCAAAUGAUAUUUCGGCAGAGAGGACAAUAACUGUGCAACCUCCUCCAGACUUGCUUGACUUGGGUGAACCAACAGUUACCAGUAGUGCCCUAUCUGUGGAUCCAUUUAAACAACUGGAAGGGCUUCUUGACCCAACCCAAGUUACUUCAAGCAUAAAUCAUGGUGGCGCUACUAAAGCACCUGAUAUCAUGGCACUAUAUGGAGAUCAGGUUAGUAGUACUGUUAGUCCACUACCAUCUACCAUGGAUGAUACCAACAUUUUAUCUGGAUUUACAAAUGCGGUAAGCCAACCUGCUCUUGGAGGAAGUACAGUAAUGCAACAAACACAAUUUGGUAAAGGGCCAAACGCUAAAGAUUCCAUAGAGAAGGAUGCGCUGGUGAGGCAGAUGGGUGUGACUCCAUCAAGUCAUAAUCCUAAUUUGUUCAAAGAUCUGCUAGGCUAAAUGUUGUCCCAUGUUUAAAAUCAAAAUGUCCUUGAGAUACUACUAGUCCACACGUGAUCAUGCAACUGGCUACUGAUAAGUAUCUUGUCAGUACAAGGUAUGAUUAUACCAAGUGAAAAUAAACAUACAGUUCAGAAUGUGCAGUGCUUUAAAGAACUAGGUACAGGUUUAUAGUUGCUGAACAGUACAGUUCUGCUUUUGUGGUAGAUAUAGAAAGUUGUAGAUGUUGAAAAGUUCUUUGUCAAGUUAAUCAGGACUUCCUUAGUUUUUUAAUCCAUUAUCGAGUUAAUCAGGAGGAGCUUCCUCUGUUUUUUUAUCCAUUAUCGAGUUAAUCAGGAGGAGCUUCCCAUGCUUGUGACACAUAAGAUGGUUUUGGUGCAUGCUUGAGAGGGCAGAAAACAUUGAAUUUUAUGGCGUUGAGCCAUCCUGUUGUUAUAAUAAUUGUUUAUCAAUGAGUUAUUUGGAGUUUCUCCAAUUCCAGACACUACAAAAACUUGUAAGUUUGUUUCCAUUUGACUAGUUUUCUAUGCUUCGCAUCGCAAAAAAAUCUUAUGGUUAGCUGAUUCGGACUGGAGAAAAAUUUUACUUCUGUAACUGACUUUUUUUACUAAUCUCUGUUUGGACUGCUUUCUGGGAGGUUAUGAACAUGGAAAGUCAUUUUUUGGAGACA
This is a messenger RNA of Carica papaya (papaya), 1825 nucleotides long. NCBI's taxonomy places the organism in Eukaryota, Viridiplantae, Streptophyta, Magnoliopsida, Brassicales, Caricaceae. The record is from RefSeq and is a predicted model, not a curated record.